This is a messenger RNA of Saprolegnia diclina VS20, 1440 nucleotides long. RefSeq lists its product as hypothetical. The coding region runs from base 38 to 1414 and encodes 458 amino acids. The record is from RefSeq and is a predicted model, not a curated record. The transcript has a single exon. NCBI's taxonomy places the organism in Eukaryota, Oomycota, Saprolegniomycetes, Saprolegniales, Saprolegniaceae. Gene Ontology annotation, molecular function: oxidoreductase activity.
ACCCGUUCCCGAAGGCCAUUGACCAUUGUCGCCGACCAUGACAACGACUGUCUUCUCUGACGCCGCCUGCGAGACAUCGCCUUUGCUCGCAGCGGCCAAGCGUCGUGCGCGCGGCUUUAAGUACCUUCGCUACGCGACUGUGGGCCUGGUCGUCUUCUUCCUCGCCGCCUACGUGGUCUUGUACUUUUGCAUUUCGCCGAUGGGAGCCGUCCGCAUCUACAAGGACAUGACUGUGCGCUGCUUGGCGUACGUCCACGUCGCGUCCGGGUCGGUCUGGCUCAUUGCGUCGACGCUGCAGCUGUUUCCGGGGUUUCGCACGUCCAACUUUGCGCGCCACCGCAGCGUCGGGUACGUGGCCAUCGGUGCGUGCGGCGUCUCGUUUGUCGCGGUCUGGGCCUUGUUUUUUGUCGCGGGGACGUCGCUCGAGGGGGGUCUUGGCAUCCUCCUCGCCUCCGUCGUCUUUUCGCUUGUGUGGGUCCACUCGCUGUACCAAGGCGUCCGCGCCAUUCAGCGCGGCCAAGUCGAGCUGCACCGCUACUACAUGCUGCGCGCGUAUGGCAUUGCGGGAGCGAUCAUCGCGAUGCGCCCGGGACUCAUUCUCCUCCAAAGCUUCUUCUCGACGCAGACCGAGGACGAUACGCGCUUGCGCCUCGGCAUUGUCUCGUGGGCAGUGUGGGCGCUCGCCUACAUGACCAUCGAGGCGUAUGCAACGACGUCGGCGUCAUUUGCGUCGCGCGCACGUACGUCCUUUGAGCCGUGCACCGUCGUCUCGAGGAAGCUCGUGUCGCCCGACAUGGCGCUGCUGGUUCUCGAGUCGCCCACGCACAGCGUGCUCGCCUACGCUACGCCUGGUCACCACGCUGCGUUGCGCAUUGCCGGCGCGACCCGGUCGUAUACGCCUGUACCUCUGGGGCUAGUCGCCAAGGACAUGCAGUGCCCGCACCGUAUCGGCUUGCUCGUGAAGAAAGUGCCGAAUGGCACCGUAAGUACGUUGCUCCACGACUGUGCGAUCGGCAGCUCCGUCGACGUCCUUGUGCCCAUCCCAAGCAGCAUAGCUCUAGAGCCAGAGUCGCACGCCGAGCUUGUCUUGGUCGCGGGUGGCUCGGGCUUGUCCACGAUGCUCUCGCUGCUGCAAGGCGCCAUCGACGAUCUGCGCUACAAGACCAUUCACAUAUUUGUUUACACGACAGCUGGAGCGCCAUUUCAAGACGAAUUGGACGCACUGGCGUCGCCGCUGCGGAUCGUGACGCACUUCAGCAACGACCGUCCGACGUCGUUUGAUUUUCGCGCUGUGGAUCCGAGUCGCGCUAUUGUCGCGGUGUGUGGUCCCAAGGGCUUUAUGGAGCUGGUGAUGGCGAGCUUCCCGGCAACGCCGCGCGUCAACAUGCAUGCGUUUGGCCUCGACGACAUGUAACUUGGAUACAAUUGUCGAUUCGGAUA